Triticum dicoccoides is the source of this 1623-nucleotide messenger RNA. RefSeq names its product hydroxycinnamoyltransferase 4-like. The record is from RefSeq and is a predicted model, not a curated record. NCBI's taxonomy places the organism in Eukaryota, Viridiplantae, Streptophyta, Magnoliopsida, Poales, Poaceae. The transcript has a single exon. Gene Ontology annotation, molecular function: acyltransferase activity, transferring groups other than amino-acyl groups. The coding region runs from base 81 to 1370 and encodes 429 amino acids.
GUAGAAAUCACAACGCCGACUGCCAACUGCCAACUUCCAACGUCACUACACACUAGCUAGCUCGGUCAGCUCGGUUGGCAAUGGCGAUGGUGGAGGUGCUGUCGUCGGAGCUGGUCGUCCCGGCCGAGCCGACGCCGGGGGGCAGCAUCUGGCUGUCCAACCUCGACCUCGCCGGGAGGAGAGGCUACACCCCCACGGUCUACUUCUUCCGCCCCAACGGCGACCCGGGCUUCUUCGCCGCCGACGCCAUGAGGGAUAGCCUCGCCAGGGCGCUGGUCGCCUUCUACCCGCUCGCCGGCCGCCUGGGCCUUGACGGCACCGGCCGCGUCCAGGUGGACUGCACCGGCGAGGGCGUGGUCUUCGUCACGGCCCGCUCCGAGCACUACGCGCUCGAGGAGCUGAUGAACGACUUCGUGCCGUGCGACGAGAUGAGGGACCUGCUCGUGCCGCCCACGCCGGCGCCGAACCCGCCCUGCGCCCUGCUGUUCGUGCAGAUCACACGCCUCCGGUGCGGCGGCCUGGUGCUCGGCCAGGCGAUGCACCACUCGAUCGUCGACGCGCGCGGCGCAGCCCACUUCUUCGAGACGUGGGCGAGCAUCUCCCGCGGCGGAGGCGCGCCCACCGUGCCGCCGUGCUUCGACCACACGCUGCUCGCCGCGCGCCCGCCGCAGUCGCGCGCGGUGCUGUACGACCACCCGGAGUACAAACCGGAGCCGGAGCCGGUGGACCCCGUGUCGGCCUCCACGUACGCGAGCGCCAUCGUCACGAUGAGCAAGGGCCAGGUGGGCGCGCUCAAGGCGCGGUGCCUCGGCGCGUCCACGUUCCGCGCCGUGGUGGCCCUUGUGUGGCAGUGCGUGUGCCGCGCCCGCGCGCUCCCGCCGUCGGCCGAGACGCGGCUCUACUCCAUGGUCGACAUGCGCGCGCGCCUGGACCCGCAGCUCCCGGCGGGGUACUUCGGCAACGCCGUGAUCCGCACGUCCGUGUCGGCCACUGUGGAGGAGGUGGUGUCCAGCCCGCUGGUCCACGCCGCGAGGCUGGCGCGCGCGGCGACGAGCCAGGGCGGCGACCACGCGAGGUCGCUGGUGGACUACCUGGAAGGGGUGGACACGAUGAACCUGCCACGCAGCGGCAUCUCGCGCGCGCACCUGCGCGCCAUCAGCUGGAUGGGCAUGUCGCUCUCUGACGCCGACUUCGGGUGGGGCGCGCCGGCGUUCAUGGGGCCGGCGCUCAUGUACUACAGCGGCUUCGUGUACGUGAUGAACGCGCCCGGCAAGGACGGCGCGCUCGCGCUGGUGCUGUCGCUGGAGCCCGAGAGCAUGCCGGCGUUCAGGAAGGCGUUCGCCGACGAGCUGGCUCGCCUCGAGCUGUAGCAUACGCAUGCCGUAAAUUAAGGACGUAUUCCUACACACACUGCUGCCAUGCAUGCGUAUACUCUGCAUGCAUGUACGUUUGCGUCAUGAUUAAUUUGCUCUUCGUUAAUUACUACUACGUACAUGUGUAUGUGAAUAUGAACGUGUCGAGCGCUGGUCGGUAAGUAGCCAUGCAUAGUUGUAUGCUGCUAUCUUACAAGCUAGUACAUGUAAUAAGACUCGAAAAAUAUUGGACUUGGGCAUGUGUAAUCUC